Molecule: messenger RNA, 792 nt
Organism: Penicillium pulvis
Lineage: Eukaryota; Fungi; Ascomycota; Eurotiomycetes; Eurotiales; Aspergillaceae
Product: DUF4112 domain-containing protein
Exons: 3
Coding region: 1-792 (263 amino acids)
Source: RefSeq, a predicted model, not a curated record
AUGUCGAACGCGCUCUUCUCUCUAAUCAGCAAGCGCGUGCUUGCGGAGUCCGCGCAAAAUCGCUUUGGAAUGGAGGAUCCCUAUUUCGAAGAAGUACCUGCUUCUCGACUUGGUCGAGCCGUUGGCAAGAAGAAGCAAAAGCGCCGUAAGGCGAUUCCACCAGGACUGUCCGAACACGAUGCCAACAUCCUUACCAAGGUCAAGCGUCGGGCGUAUCGACUUGACUACUCCUUGUUCAAUUUAUGUGGCAUCCGAUUCGGCUGGGGUAGUGUUAUUGGACUCGUACCAUUCAUUGGUGACGCUAGCGACGCUGCAUUGGCCAUGAUGGUCGUGAGGACAUGUGAAGGAAUCGAGGGUGGAUUGCCGUCGCGUUUACGGUAUAUGAUGCUUGUGAACGUGAUCAUUGACUUUGUCAUUGGUCUCGUGCCAUUCAUCGGCGAUAUCGCGGAUGCGGUGUACAAGUGCAACACAAGAAAUGCCGUGCUUCUUGAAAAGCAUCUGCGUGAGAAGGGCGCAAAGUCCCUCUCCAGGCAGACCAGCUCAACCAGGAGGAGCGAGCGACGGGUUCGGGAGAUCGACCACAGUCUCCCCGACGAAUUUGACAAGCAGGAGAGUGGUGUGGUGGGUGACUCCCCUCCAACAUACCAGGAGCAUGGCUCCGGUAGGUAUGUGGAAGAAGCCAAUACCCCAACACGACCUCCACCUGCUAAGCAAUCUCGAUCUAAUCGGACUGUCGCCAAAUGGUUUGGCGGGGCAAGCCGUCCGCAGGAGGACCCUGAGCGUGGAGCAUGA